ACCUCACGGAAACACUUGCUUAAUAUCAGGUUUACCAUCACACGCUGUCUCUCUUUCUCACUCUUCAUUACUCUUUUGUUAGCUUCUGUAGAAGAUAGAGGAACUGGAGCACUUAGAGGCAAACAAGCACAAUGGAUGUGAUCUCUAAAGAGGGUCCGCUCUUUUUGCAGGGCGUCAAGUUUGGGAAGAAGAUAUGGCGGAAAUCCUGGCUGAUUUUGUUCGAGCCCAGCUCUUCAGGGAUCGGCCGUAUGGAGCUGUACGACAUGCGUGAUAGAGGGGGGCUGAUGGGGUCCGCCGCUGCGAGGCCUUCAGGGCUCAGAAAGACAGACAAACGGGUGAUCCGCCUGACAGACUGUCUGAGCAUCACUCCAGCCCCAGGAGAAAGCUGUCCCAAAGAUUGCUCCGCCUUCUUUUUAAACACCACCUCAUGCACCUACACCAUCGCUGCCCCCUCGCAGGAGAACUGGAUGACUAUUCUGUGCCAGCUAGCAUUUCAGAAGACCCAGACAACCGAAGAUACCAAGAAAGAUAAAUACACAACACCGGCUGACAAUGAACUGUACUCCACCUGGGGAGCAGGUCAGUUCCAGGUGACAGUGCAGAGCACAGAUGCGUCUCAAAGGUGCAGGAUGUCUGGGUCUUACCUGCUGUCUUCUGAGAAAGAGGCUAUUUGUCUGCUGGAUCUUAAGACCGGGCAGGCCAUCUACCAUUGGCCCUACAGGCUUCUCAGGAGAUUUGGCCAAGUCAAGGGGGGAAUUAUGAUAGAGGCAGGUCGUCGCUGUCACACUGGGGAGGGCCAGUUCAUUUUCUUGUCAAAACAGGGGUCACAAAUAAAGAGGGCCAUUGAGGACGCAAUCAUGCACCAGAGUGUCCAAGAACUGCUGGCACAAGCCACUGCUCUUCCACAAGAGUUCGCGUCCCAGCCUCCCUCGCCUAAAAGCAAACCGCAGGACAAGCCUAAGGUGAAAAAUCUUCCUCCAAUCAGCGGGAAUCAAGAUCGACCGCUCCCACCAUUACAAUACAAACAGCAUAUACACAAAUCCACUGACGAGGCACUCGUGUUCAAGAGUCUCCAAGAGCUGCUGCCACCAUCCACACCCCUUCCACAAGCCAUUCCUCCCCCACCACCUUUACCAAAAUUCAAACCACAGGGCAGGGACAAAACUAUGGUCAAUAUGAAACUUCAGGAUAACAAGAAUCAAGAAAGACCUUGCCCACCUGCACUGAAAAAACCUGGGCAGCCAAUACACAAGCUCAUUAAAGGUGUUCUCGCAUACCAGAAUGUCCAAAAGGCAUCAUCCACUCCUUCUCAACAAAACCCUCCACCAGCGCCACCCUCGCCUAAAGCCAAACCACAGGACAGGCCUAAUAUUAAAAAGCUACCUCCGGUCAAUACAAACCAAGAUAAACCCUUUCCAGUGCCACGCAGAUACAUCUCCUUACCAGAUCCACCACCUUGCGUCAAAAGCCCUCCAAGGAGCCCAGAUGAUGUUUUAUAUUCAGUGAUAUUUCCACAACCAAAACCAAGAUCAAAAAUGAAUCUCCCAAAAAUUCCAACGCCUCCCAGUCUACCACCAAACAUGGAUACAGAUGUAACCAUGAAUAAAGAGAAGGAGUGGAAAUCAGCACAAGAACCUUGUGAGGACAACAAUGAAGAGGCUCACUACACCAACUGGUCCGUGACGCCCACUGCCGAGCAGGAUCAACCCAAUAUUGAGGACAUAUAUAGUACAGUGAAUUUCGCAGCUAAACGUAAGAACAGACAGACUGAGGGCAGUGAUGAUCAAGAGCAGCCUAACACUGAGCAACACGUUCCAUUUAUCACUUCCAGUGAAAUCCCUGCCAACUUCAAACAGACCCUUUCUGAAAUGCUGUUUAAAGAUCCGUCCAAAAUGCCACCCCCAUUUCCGCCCCGGUCACGUGGGGGAAGUUCUGAUCAGUUAGACCGAAUAGAUGAGCAGAUGACUGAUUGAGGUUUCUAUUGUCUGCAGUUGAGGUCAGUGUCACUGCUUGCCUGAUUAAUGUGUGUGAUAUCUGUUUUAGUGUAAUAUAACAGAUACAUUUAAAGGGGUCAUAUGAUGCUUUUUUAAAGAUCAUUAUUUUGUGUAUUUGGUGUAACAGAAUAUGUUGAAAUGCUUUAAUGUUCAAAAAACAAAAUAUUUUUCAAAUACUGUACAUUAUUGUAGGUCCUCUAUGCCCCACCUCUCUUAAGCACGUAGUUUUCUACAAAGUCCCUCCUUCUAACAAGAGCCGUCUGCUCUGAUUGGCCAACUGACCCAGUGUAUUGUGAUUGGCUGAAAACUGCAAGCACUUGUCUGAAAUGUAACGCCCCUUUGUCAUAGCAAAGUCAGAAUUACCUCCUCUCCCAGGAUCACGAAACGGUCGUCCAUAAAAUGCAUUGCUGUACUGUUGUAAGUAAUCUUAAAGAUUCCUGAAUACAUCUACUUUCAGAAGGCGAAAUAAAGUGCUUUUUCUUUUGCCUAGAAACACACUGCGUCUCCCUGACAUGACUGCUUCAACACUAACUGCGUUUACUGAAACCGUGCCUUCUUUCUCUGCGUGAACAUUUGGGCGGCAUUACGCAACUAUUUCCACAUAGUGAUGUAGACGUGGGGGCGUGUUUAAACGAGGCGUUUUAUGGGGGUGUGGCAGAUUCUUAACUUUGAUAAAGAAUAUCUCUUUGGAUUUGAGACUUUAGCCUUUGCAACUUUACAGAUCUUCAUGCACCAAGAGCUUAUAACACUCCAAAGAGAAAGGAAAAAUUGAAAUUGCAUCAUAUAACCCCUUUAACAUGAAUAAUAGUUAAGUUUUAGCAUAAUUUUUUAAUAACAAUUCACAGAAUAUGUACUGAGAUGAUUAAAUAUAAGGAAAGUGUAUGCUUUGAAUGUUUAUGUAAAUGAUCUUUAUUGAACGUGUCUUUGUAAGAUAUAUUGUAAAACUGUGUAGAUUUAACCAAUAUAACACAAGUCAUUUAACGUUUAGUUGUGAUUCGGUAUCUGGCAUGACAGUAUUGUUUUGUUGAUUGUCUUUUAACAAAUCCGUUAAGGUAAAUGAAUAGUUCAUCCCAAAAGUUGCUAGUCCCCAUUGACUUUCAUAAUAUUAUUUUUUUCCAUACAGGGGAUCGGCCACUGUAUGGUUAUCCACAGGGACGU
This is a messenger RNA of Carassius carassius (crucian carp), 3152 nucleotides long. RefSeq names its product docking protein 3-like. The coding region runs from base 132 to 1973 and encodes 613 amino acids. The transcript is spliced from 5 exons. Gene Ontology annotation, cellular component: cytoplasm. Gene Ontology annotation, biological process: positive regulation of MAPK cascade; cell surface receptor protein tyrosine kinase signaling pathway. NCBI's taxonomy places the organism in Eukaryota, Metazoa, Chordata, Actinopteri, Cypriniformes, Cyprinidae. The record is from RefSeq and is a predicted model, not a curated record.